Messenger RNA from Acyrthosiphon pisum (pea aphid), 1427 nucleotides. RefSeq lists its product as uncharacterized. The transcript has 2 exons. The record is from RefSeq and is a predicted model, not a curated record. The coding region runs from base 376 to 1200 and encodes 274 amino acids. Lineage: Eukaryota; Metazoa; Arthropoda; Insecta; Hemiptera; Aphididae.
UCACCCCGCUACAUCACCCAACCACCACGACCGUUAGACGCUCGCCGCGCGUUGGCCGCCCCGACCGCGGCGCGCUCUGUCCGCGACGCGGACGGGCUCAUCGGACGCCGUCCGCUCGAACCGGAUAUCACCGACGGUGGUGACAUCUAUCCGGUAAUCGGACGGACGCGGUUUUUCGAAUUUUAUCAUAUUAUAUUUCAAUAUUUCCAUAUUAAAACGUUACCCCCACUACUUAUCCUUUAUGCCGUGAAUAGAUUAAGUUUAAAUAAUUGAUUGCGCGGAUUUCGUACCCGCCAAGUUAAUUAUUUAACGCAAACCAGUAACACUACAACCGCUUAACGUGAAACUAGUGCGUUUAAUUCUGACGGUGAAAAUAUGACGGGAAAACUUCAAAAAAUCGUCUCGGAGGCUUGCGGUGAACGCGAGGGCGAAAAUAUACGGCGUUCGUCGACCGUGCAGUCGCCCAUCGAUUUAAUCGACUGCUCGAGCUUUGUCAUAGACUUUUCGGGUCGCAAAUCCAUUAACAUUGGACUUGACGCCUCGGACGUUUUCAACGUGUGCGUGCAGAUUAUAACGCCGUCGAGACAUGUUUGUAUAACAAGUGUAUUCUUACAUAGAAUUUUCUCACUACUACCAUACAUACUCCCGAAUAUAACCAAUCCGCCGGUUAAAAGUCGCGAGAGACUUUUUCUCAAAGACGAGAAUAACACGCUUUCCAGAACUACAUAUCGCGGCGAAAGUAUGCUCGUCGUCGAAUCACGCCUACAACAAGGAUGUCGUGUGCUGUUGAGCGAGCGCGAUCUAUUAAGAAUGCACGAGAUACGAUGGGCCGUCAGCGAAUCAAUCUCCCGAAAAUCUAACGUGACGCGCUGCGCGGUUAUGGUGCAAAUCGAUCAGAUAGCUACACAUUUGAGUACUAAUGUUUACGUCGAUAAAUCGUCCACGGUAGAAGAAAUUGCAACAGCCACCAGUAAUGUACACAGUAAUCUCCACACGAUGAAUAUAUUUCCAAAUAGUGAGAACAGUUUCAUAAACCAGAUAAAAUUGAUGGCCAACAAACAGCUGGCAUUGUGUUGGGCGGGCAAUAUUCAAAAUAACAUUACUGCAGACUACGUGCCGAGUAAUGGCGACGUCAAUGACAUCGAAGAGCUUUUAGCAUUCCAUGAGAACGAAGGGCCCGUGAUGUACACGUCAUAUUGAGACUAUUGUCGGCAACGUACAACUUGACCUCGACAUUCCGUGAUCGUCGGCCGCUGAUAAUAUUAAGAUAAUAUUAAGAUGAAACACAUGUAUAAUAAUACCACAUAAUAAUAAUAUAUGUAUAUUAUAUAUAUACCAUAAUAUGUACCAUCUGUUUGUGAGAUACUAUUAUCCUCCACGCACAUAUAUUGUACAAUGAGAUUUGUUCAUGCGUUGUACAAUGCAUA